Messenger RNA from Myripristis murdjan (pinecone soldierfish), 4546 nucleotides. RefSeq names its product coiled-coil domain containing 9B (gene ccdc9b). The transcript is spliced from 14 exons. Lineage: Eukaryota; Metazoa; Chordata; Actinopteri; Holocentriformes; Holocentridae. The record is from RefSeq and is a predicted model, not a curated record. The coding region runs from base 156 to 1931 and encodes 591 amino acids.
UCCGUUAACAGGGGAGCUCUGUGCAUUUGUUAGACGUCUUGGCUGCUUGCCCAACUUGGCUCAUUGUAAUCAAGGCAUGAUCGUCGACUCCAGGCAGCCCUCUCCGCCGCCUCGGCUGCCUAGUGCUUGGACCCAGCCUAGCUUUCACCACUGACAUGGAAAGACCCACCCCCAGUGACAUGAUGCCCAAGAGGGAUCAUGAGAGGGACGUGGAGCUGGACAAGAAGAUCGAGGCCCUUCGCAGGAAGAAUGAAGCGCUCAUGAAGAGAUACCAGGAGGUGGAGGAAGACAGGAAGAGGGCAGAGGAGGAAGGAAUGGCACUGCAGAGCCGCAAGGGCAAAGCUGAUGACCUUACCAUCACUAUCAGCAAGUCCACUAGUGACACUCGUGUGGUGGUGACCAAGCUGAGCAGUGGAGGUUCGUCCAGUGGGAAGGUUCAGCAGGACGUAGGGCCUGAUGGGGGAGACGGCCCUCAGCUGGGCCUGGGCCGAGGCCGCCGGAAACAGCUAACAGUCACCAUGGCUGGAAAAAAGGGUAAAAGGGUGGUGAGUGAGAAGACAGAGCGGAGGCCGGGCCCUGUGGAUUUUAAGAAUUCGACUGAUGAUGGACAGGCGAGGCGUGUGGAGUCAGCAGGGAGAGGCAAGCAGCCAACUCACAUGACCAAGAGAGACACAGCAGCACAGGAAGAGGUCAGACAAGCGCAGAAACAAACUGAGGAGCACCACAGGCCUUCAGAGCAUGACCAGGAGUUUGAGAGUCAGCAGGCGGGCACUGACCUUACCAUUCCUACAUCGAUAGAGGAGCAGGAAGAGUAUCUGCGCUGGAAGCGGGAGCGGGAGCAGAUUGACAGGGAGCGGGUGGCAAGACACAAGAAUGCCAAGGGCCAGUGGAGGCGAGCAUGGGACAUGGACAAGACGGAGAACAUGUUUUCAGACAAAUCCCUUGCAGAGAGAGACCGAGGCCCUUCCAGCAGAGGUGGACGAAAUGCAAGAAGAGGGCACCCCAGGUCGAAUGCUGACUCACGAGGUCAUGACAUACGAGGCAAAGAGAAGGGGGCUAAAAAUGUGCCAGUCGUGAGCAGUAAGGCUAAGGGCAAGGACCGUCUGACUGGCAGGGCGAGGAGAUGGGGUGCGAAUGAGGAAGAGGCGGCACACUUACAGACCUCUGAGACAACAUUGGAAGAAUUCUUGGAGCAACUUGAUGCCUUGACCGACGCCGAGGUGGAAGAUCACAAACAUCAUGACCCAAAAACGGAGACGUCAGAAAUCCCUGACACGCCGAAUAAGUCUGAUGAAGCGGUCAGCAGCUGUGACUCUGUGGGUGUAGAAACAAGCAGCAGAUCCACGGGUCUCGUGCCAGCUGCAAACCCGGGAGAGGACGCUCGCACACAAGGGAAGGCAGAGGCCUCGUCCCCUCGAGCUUCAGAAAAGAAAGUGCGCUUCUCAGAGGAACUGAUCCAGGGGGCAAGGCACAGCGCAAGCACAGGCGCUCAGGACUCUGCCUGCGCAGAAUCCAGAGGACAGAGCUCAUUAAAAGCUUCCCCACCCAGCAAACUCAAACAUGAAGAGCAGGAGCAUCUCGAAAGUGCCAAGGAGGAUAAUUGCAGUACUGAAGACCAGGGGGAACCAUCUGCUCCUGUUGCCCAGCAGCAGCAGGUCCCCGAAGCUCUUACUGCUUCUGAAACUGCAUGUACUAAAAAAGACACCGUACCCCCCACUAUUCCCAGCUCUCCCCCUGUUGAAAAGGCCAGUGCCUCUCCACAGGAGGACUCUGUCCAGCAUGGAGAGAUUGCCAAGUGCAAUAUCAGCAACACAAACACAGAGGAGCUAAUAGACUCCAAUCUCUCUGUCCUGAGCCUGGAGUCAGGAGAAACACAUCCAGUAAACAGCACCAGCAGCGACAAGGCAAGAGAGAAUGGAAAGAUUGUCUGAAGGACGUGUUGAAGAUGGACAUCAUGCGUGAGAAAUACUGAAACCAAAACACAGUGAGAUAGAUCUCUGCCUUUCUGUAGUUUGAUACUGCAUUUGCUUCCAGUAGCUCAUUUGAGAUACUCCGUUAAUGGCUGACACAUGAAGCUGUGUUUUAAUUGUGCCGUGCUGUGUCCCACUUGUCGAACACAGUUAUUCCUUAGCAAAGUCAGAACACUUUGUUUUUUCGAGUAUUUAAGAGUUCACGUAGGGAUGGUGAGAAGUGUUUUUCUGAGCAUUUUCCUUGCUCAAAUCCUUUGCGUCCAAGCACUUUAUGAGUAUUAAAAUUAUGAGUAUUGGCACAUUAUUCAGUAUGUUAGCAUGCUGUUUAAUUGCAAGCUCACUGAAUGUCUGUCUCUGUUUACAUCUGUAUGAAGAUUUCAAGGUACAUAUCAGGAGGCUAGCGAAUCAACUUACGUGGCAGCCCUUGACAAUAAACUUCAGCCACAGUCAAAUUAUCUUGUGGCUGAUUCUGCCUUAGGGAUAUUUUGAAUACUGAAAUGUAAUUUGCAUUACAUGCUCAUAGUUAUAAACCUAGAGUUGGUGUAACUACACUCAAAAUUGUGUAAAAAGAUAUUAUUUAUCAACUGCUUCCAGCAUCAUUUAGUCAAUGGCCUUUCAUGAAUCAGCAUUCAAAGUGCAUUACUAAAAAGCACAUUAAAGACUCAGAAAGUCCUUUCUUAGUGGCCACUGAACACGGCUAUAAGCUUCCAAAACAUUAUUACUGACUAAAAUGUUAUUGUUUUGGAAAGAAUGGGAUGCUAUUGAAAGUCAGUGGGGUACAACCAGGUUUUGGUAAGUUAUCAGCAAUAAAACUUGAUUUUAAGAGGCAUUAGGAUUGUCACCAGCUCACAGCAGGCUGAUGGCAUUUUCUCCAAACAUACAUUACUGGCAUGAGAAGCAUUUUGGAUGUCCUAAAAAAAAUUCUUGUUAAGUGAUCAAUAAAACAGUAGACUUAAAAAUCAAGCCUGCCCUUGAACACGCAGUUAUUUUGCUCCAUAAAACCUGUGUAGUUUAAAAUUAAGAUUCUUUUCAAGAAAGUUUACAAGGGCCUCAUUCACAGUUCAAAGCAUAAAAUACAUGAAUUUGUGUAUGACUAAUGUGAUUUGUCAAAAUUUUGGAAGAAAAUGAUUACUCAUGACGCUCUAAUGGAGUAACACUUGGAGUAUAAACCUGUGCAGGCCAUUUAUUUUUAUUUUUUGGAGCUUGAGGAUUUAUUAAUUACAUGGUUUGACAUUCUCUUUGCAUUCAUCACUCAUACUUUUUUUUUUCUAAUACAACCCAGAUGCUGAAUUGCUGAUGCUGCAUUUGCACAGCCAACUUAAAUAUUCCUGGUUUAGUAGGGUGGAAUGGUCUUGAACGUUUUUUCUUAAUUCAGACCCUUGACCCAUUUUGGACUGCUGAGAAAUUGGAAAUACAUCAGUCCACAGUCCAGACAUUGGGAUUCAGCUGUAAUUCCCACCGGAAAUGUCAUGUCCUGUUUUAUAUUAGUGAGUGACAACUAAUACGUUUUAAAGGCUUCCUCUUUGAGAAUUUAGUCAGUUGCUGUGCCUUGCAUAUUAGGUUAUUCAAUACUGAAGAUGUACCUCUUUAUUUCAUGGUUUAUUAUAAGAUAGUGUACAUGUACUGUACUAACAGAGUUUGCACAGUGCAUCAUUAUUGCUGAUUUUAUUUAUUUGCCUCUCCAUUUGGACAAGUGAAUGUUAACUAGUUUAAUUCUGCAAAGCUAAAUCACUUUUGAGACAAUGUUUAUGUGCAUUAGUGACUGUUUUUUUCUGUAAAAUUAAUGGAUUUCUUUUUUAUUUAUUACUAUUUUAUGUUAUCUCACUUUGGUAUCGAGUUUGGUAACAAGUAGAGCCUCAUAACAUACAGAGCUGUAAUUGUAAGUAGAGAACAUAGUGGACAUCCUCUGCCAGGUCCCAUAAUCUGCAGUUAAGAAAGAAAGAACCAGUCAGAGGGGCUGAGGCCAUUCCAGCUGUCAACACCCAAAAUUUAGUGUUCUUUUGAACUAUGGCCUUAUUUUAUAUAAGGAAUGACAUGAUAUAGGAAAUGCUCUUUUGUUUGAAAAAUUAAAUAGUUCAUCAGUUCACGUGAUUUACUGAUUUGCUUUAAAGUGUUUCUUAAUCCUUCUGGGAUUCAAUCAGUGAAGUUCUAAUCUGGAAUACAGAGUGGAAUAGGCCUCAGCCGUGCUGCUGUUGGGAAGCUCCUCCCCUGUUCAUUUUCAGCACACAGUAAUUAUUGUUGUUGGUGUGUUUCAGUAAUUAAUUUGCUGGUUCAAGGGUUAUUAGACGUCUGCAUCAUCACCGUGCUUCAUGAUAAAUAUGACAAGUGAUUGUGUUGCUCCCCUGGGUGUCCACCACUGUCCUCCAUGUUCUCAUACACUGUAGGAAUCUGGGAAGGAACAAGUGUGUAUGAGUGAGUGAGCGAGUGUGUGUGUGUGUGUGUGUGUGUGUGUGUGUGUGUGUGUGUGUGUGUGUGUGUGUGCGCGUGUUUGUUGUGUAUCGAGGUGUGUUUGCAGCUUUUUAUUGUUCAGGAAAGCUCCUGUGUGCAACAGAACUAAUUGUAAAACAAUUGGAAGG